AUGAACGGCGAUUCCUUUUAUGAAUGGUUUUGUGGAAUUUUACCUCUGUUGGACGAUAAUUCCAUAAUUGAAAUGGAUAAUGCGUCGUACCAUUCGGUCAAGCUGGAUCCCGCGCCAACAAUGGCUUGGCAGAAACAUAAAAUCAUUCAAUGGUUGGAGGAUAAAAAUGUUGUAGUUGACACGAAAAUGGUGAAACUAGAAUUAAUGCAAAAGGUCAAAGAGAUUCGAACCACUGAAAACAUGGUCGGUGGUAAAAAUCAUGUGAAGCAGAAUAAUAUUACAUUCAAAUUAAACGAUAAACGUCAAUUGCUGAUCGAUGGAGUUCAACGAGUUACUCCGGAAAUGUGGGCCAAUUUUACAAAACAUACAAUUAGCGAAGAGGAUAAAAUGUGGGAUAUUGAGUCCAUUACCGAUGAAAUGCUUGAUGAACUAGCUCCAACAUCUCAACAUGUUCUAACCAUCACAGGAGAAACAAGUACUGAUUCCUCAGAUUGA
Aphis gossypii (cotton aphid) is the source of this 495-nucleotide messenger RNA. RefSeq lists its product as uncharacterized. The record is from RefSeq and is a predicted model, not a curated record. Lineage: Eukaryota; Metazoa; Arthropoda; Insecta; Hemiptera; Aphididae. The coding region runs from base 1 to 495 and encodes 164 amino acids. The transcript has 2 exons.